AAGGAUCUGGAGGGAGCUGGCUGCCCAUAAACUGGUGGUUAUUGCCCGAACGACGCGUUGAGAAAUCAGCCAGGGAAGAAACCCGUGUGGUAUCAACGUAUCAACCCGCGGGACAGAAUGCACAGGAAUACGAUGGGUGGGUCAACAGUACCUACCGCAGCACCGGCAUCACCACCACCACGGCCGCCGCCAGCAGCAGCGCCAGCCACGCCUAGAGAUCGAGGCGCUCUUCUGGCCGCUCUCUCCGACGCACUUGCAGGAGCUCUGGGCAGUGUCGUGGCGGUUGCCGUCUUCUACCCCAUCGAUAUCGCCAAAACAAGAGCACAGGCAUCGUCGCCCGUCACCACGCGCAGUCGUCAUGAUCAUGAUGAGAGUAGCGGUGGAUACGAUAGUAAUACGGAGGAAGGUUCCACCGCACCAGGGGGUGGAAGAGUCGGCAGCAGGAACACCGCGCGAGCGGCCGACGGUCGGCGGCGAGUGUGGUUCCGGAGCCGAACCCUGGCCGCGCUGUUGUCAAUCGUCAGGACGGAGGGGGGCUUACCGAGGCUGUACGAGGGCAUCGAGGCGAAGGUGCUACAGGCGUUGUUGGGAAGCUUCGUCUACUUUUACGCGUACGCUUUCAUCAAGGGGCUCCUGCGACGGCGGGCAGCGGGAGGCGGUAGCGGCGGAGGCGCCUCCAAGCCGCUCCGGCCUUCUCUCAACCUACUCGCCGCAGCGAUGGCCGGUGCUGUGAACCAGGCAUUCACGCUCCCGCUCGAAAACAUCACGACUAGGAUGCAAACAGCACCGCAGUGCACCCCGUCGGUGGAAAACAACGACGGAGAGGGAGCAGGGGGGAGGGGGGGUCAUGGUGCGAUGGAAGGGUCAUCGCGUCUGGACGGUCGCAGGUGUGGCGUAGGCAAUGAUACCAACGGCAGAUGGAGAGAUCCAGUCCCAGCAAUGACGGCGAAAGUGACGCAGACAGCAGGCGACAACCAAGCUCCUAUCAAGCGGGGGCAGCGGCGUCCGCGACAGUCCGUUGCCGCCGUUACAGGCGAGCUUUACAGGGAGGGCGGGGGGCUAGGCCGCUUCUGGCGCGGGUUCACCCCGUCUCUUAUCCUCACGUGCAACCCGGCGAUAAACUACACGGCGUUCGACAUCCUGAAGGCGUUGUGGCUCCGAAGAAGAGACGCAGCGGCCACUGCUGCCGGUACUGUAAGCAGCACAACAGCGGGGGCUUCUGCAGUCGGUACCUCGGGGGGGGGCACGGAUGGGUUUCUGAACCCUCUGGAGGCAUUUUUGGUGGCGGCGGCGGCGAAGUCGCUCGCCACCCUCGUCACGUACCCUCUCAUCCGCGCCAAGGUUGUGCUGAUGACCUCGCCGUCGUCGCCCUCCGCACCCAUCGUUGAUCGUCGAAGUGGAAACUGUUCGUCUCCCGCGGUGCCUCCAGCGGCGUCGGCAAGUCAGCUCAUAACGCCGAAGGGACACGUUUUCGGAAGCUGUGGUUCCGGUAGGAUAGGCGAAGCUACCGACGAGGGAAGCUAUGGAGGAGACGAGAGGUUAUCGAACAACGGUGAAGACCGCUCGGCCGCCGCCGCCGCCGCCGCCACGAGGAUGUCCGACAGAGGAGGGUCAGGGCAUCCGAUCGAUGCGAGUUUCGGAUCUGCCGCUGCAGAGUCCACCGUCGCUGCCUCCUCGGCUUCUGCCGUGGACAGAGGGGAGGGGACAACUGGCGGCGAGAUGCACAGCAUGGCCACCGUGUUGGUGGACAUUUUCCGACGGGAGGGUAUCGGGGGCUUGUACGCGGGCUGCGGUGCUCAGCUUCUGCACACCAUUCUCAAGAGCGCGUUGCUCCUGGCGACCAAGGAACAAAUAGCAAGGGCAGCAGCGUCCGCGGUAUUUUUGGGUGGCAGCAGUAGAGGCCGGGCCGCUGGUUUCGCGAAGCCACCCGCAGCUUCCCGCUGAAGUGGUGGCCACGAUGGCCUGGCGCAGGACGCAGAUGUCUCGUCAUGCUGGCGCCAAGAGUGAGCAUGUUACCUCGAUGCUAGGGUGAUUUUCGGGACAACGAUGCCGUACUCCGGCGCCACUGUAUGGUGGUGGGCUGGUGUAACCCGAAUUAGUCCCGUUUCCAGGAAGCUUGGAUUGAAACGAAAAACGGCUGUGGUCUGUUCGGGUGAUGUGCAGAACAUGGCGAUGGAGAGGGUUGCGUCAAUGCUUUGGUAACCCAUGCGUUGGAAGCGGUAGGCAGCAGCCUGAAGGGCAGAUGAUUUAAUGUCUUGCAAGUUUCGAUAUUUUUUUCGUCGGACACUUGUGCCGGAAGUGGACCAGUCAUGAUGUGAAUGCGAUCGCCCUUCCUCGGAACACAGGUGUCGAUGGUACAACAUUUUUGCAAUUUGCUGCAAUUUUUGCAGAACCUUCGUAGUUUUUUUCUAUCCAGGAAACAUGUUGGAUACAGCAUACAAUCGGGGAAGUUUGGUGAGGGUUAGAGUUAGAGAAGAUAGGGUCUGCGUACCCCCUUCCUGUUGUAUUUCCUUACAAUACUAAAUUUCCCGCGAAGGCGUCCAAUUUUUGGGGUGUUUUGUGUGGGAUCGAUGGCCAUGAAUCCUGCCCUGUAUUGAUCCCAUGAGAUUGUGAUUAAGAGGGCUUGUGCGUUCGGAGUUGCGGUAAAACGUACAACAGGCUCCGGAGCGGCACUGUGCGGCGUAGAUGCUGGAAGGAGAGUAGGGACUUGGUGCCAGGUCUGUAUUCGAUGCAACACCAGAGGGUGUGGUGCAUUGUACCCCCCUUCAGCACUUGUUGAGAC
Ectocarpus sp. CCAP 1310/34 is the source of this 2782-nucleotide messenger RNA. Lineage: Eukaryota; Phaeophyceae; Ectocarpales; Ectocarpaceae. The record is from the annotation of a GenBank genome assembly.